UUCAAUCUUCAUAAUAUUCUACACAGAUAUGAACUGUCUAAUAAUCAUCUUCUAUGUCAUCAUUCAUCAAGUCAAUACUAUCCCUCUUCUAACUUAAAUGACGUCUCUUCAAUGGAUCUUUGUAAUUCUCUUUAGAUUUCAAUUCAUCAUCUUUUUGACACACUUAUGUUUUCAUCUUUAAGGUUGAGGUCGCAGCCUUGUAGGUGGACCUUUUACUUUUGAAAGAUGUUCAAUUUCUUCCCAUUUCUGGGCUUUUGGGUUCAAAUCUGAAAACUCGAGUAGAUAAGAGUGUUUGUCCGUGGUGGAAUGGCCCGUGUCUAUUUGAAGCUCUUGAUGCGGUUGAAGUCCCACCUCGUGAUCCGAACGGUCCUUUCAGAAUGCCUAUAAUUGAUAAAUUUAAAGAUAUGGGAACAGUUGUUAUGGGUAAAGUUGAAUCUGGUACUGUACGUGAGGGUGACAGUCUGUUGGUGAUGCCCAAUAAGGCUCCUGUUAAGGUUCUUGCCAUAUUCAUUGAUGAAGAUAAAGUGCGAGAAGCGGGGCCUGGGGAGAACUUACGAGUCCGAGUAUCUGGGAUUGAGGAAGAUGAUAUCUUAUCAGGCUUUGUUUUAUGCAGUGUUGUAAGGCCAGUCCCUGCUGUUACUGAGUUUGUUGCGCACUUGUCAAACAAGGAGUUGCUGGAUAAUGCAAUUUUUACCGCUGGUUACAAGGCUGUGUUGCACAUUCACUCGGUUGUUGAGGAAUGUGAAAUCGUAGAUUUAAUAAAAGAAAUUGAUCCAAAAACAAAGGAACCUAAGAAAAGGAAACCACUCUUUGUUAAGAACGGUGCUUUUGUUGUAUGUCUCAUUCAGGUGAAUAAUAUGAUAUGCAUUGAGAAGUUCAAUGAUUUUUCCCAGCUCGGAAGAUUCACUCUUCGAACAGAGGGGAAAACUGUUGCUGUGGGCAAAGUCACUGAUCUUCCCACCGUAGGCAAAAAUGCAUAAAAAAAUCUUGUGCUCUCAUUCAUGUAUGACUUAUUACUUUUAACUGCAUCUGAAUAUUUUGCUGUUUGCCUAAUGGAGGGAAACAAUACGACUAAUUUUGUGAGUAAAAGACUCGUUUCAUUCUAUGUCAGUUGUGGUAGUAAAAGGGGUUACGUUGCAGACGUGACAAAGAUACAACGCAACCAUAAUCGCACACCAAUUUUGUGUACUGUGAUUAUCCUUGCUCUGAUUUGAGGAUAGAGGUAUUUGUGGAGCAUGCUGAACUCAAACUAUUUAAUUUUUGCCAUUCACAUUGGAGUGAUCUUAAAUUGUCAUGUGACUCAUGCCUAGUACAAGUUUGGAAGCUUGUUUUGUACACUUGGGAAUGAUGUAAUGCACUUCUUUUAAAUGUUGUUAUUCAAUAGGAAAUCAAAUGAAACAUUUUAG
Molecule: messenger RNA, 1406 nt
Organism: Cuscuta campestris
Lineage: Eukaryota; Viridiplantae; Streptophyta; Magnoliopsida; Solanales; Convolvulaceae
Source: the annotation of a GenBank genome assembly